Messenger RNA from Odobenus rosmarus divergens (Pacific walrus), 1959 nucleotides. It is a transcript of the gene ZNF311, whose product is annotated as zinc finger protein 311. Lineage: Eukaryota; Metazoa; Chordata; Mammalia; Carnivora; Odobenidae. Gene Ontology annotation, biological process: regulation of DNA-templated transcription. The record is from RefSeq and is a predicted model, not a curated record. The transcript has 6 exons. Bases 1 to 1959 code for a protein of 652 amino acids. Gene Ontology annotation, molecular function: RNA polymerase II cis-regulatory region sequence-specific DNA binding; DNA-binding transcription factor activity, RNA polymerase II-specific.
AUGCGGCAGGUAGUGGUGUCACAUGAGAGUCCAGGCCCACCACGCCAGCUGCCCGGGACCCCUGAUGCUGAGCUCCUGCAGGAAAGAGCCCUGCCAACCCCUCAGCAUCCUGCCUUUCGCAGAGAGGGAAGCCAAGGAGACCGGCCAGGAGCAAAGAGUACACCAAUGAGCUGGGCCCAGGACUCGGUGACGUUUGAGGACGUGGCCGUGCGCUUCAGUAGCGGAGAGUGGCAGUGUCUGACCCGCGCUCAGCGGCACCUCUAUGCAGACGUCAUGUUGGAGAACUACGGGAACAUGAUCUCGGUCGGCUUUGCGGUCCCUGAGCCUCCUCUGAUCUCCCAUCUGGAGCAAGGGGCCGAGCCCUGCCUUCAGGAUCUGCAGGACGGGGGGUUCCUGAGCUGCUCCUUCCCAGUAUCAGUGGACAGGACCUGGCUGGGGACUGAGAAGGCAAGUUCAGAACAGGAGGUGUUUGAGAGCGGGGAAGUCUGCUGGGUCCAAGUCAAAAGUCUCCUGAAAGCGCUGUCCCAGGAUCCUGAGGCUGGAGGAGCUCAUGUCGAGGAUGUCAAGUUAGAGAAUCCACAGGACACGCCCGGGAUGGAGACACUGGGAGGGGAGCAGGUGACCUGCAAUGAAGGAAAGGCCCGAAAGGUCCUCAGAAAAAACUUCAAUCCAGACCCGGAGCGUAUUCCGUAUAAUGGAGUCCUUACAGAACGGAAACCCCACCAGUGUGCCGAAUGUGGCAAGAGCUUCAGUUGGCAUGCGGACCUACUUCUCCACGAGCGCGUCCAUUCUGGCAAGCAGCCCCAUGUGUGCCACGAGUGCGGGAAAGCGUUCAAGACCAGACGCCAGCUUUCGGUACACCAGAUCAUCCACACAGGGGAGAAGCCCUUCCGCUGCGCCCAGUGUGGGAAGGCCUUCGGCAGCCCAUCCGCACUCUGCCGCCACCGGAAAGCGCACAGUGGGGAGAAGCCUCACGGGUGCCCCGCGUGCGGGAAGACCUUCGAGAGCAGGAGCCGUCUCCGUCUGCACCAGCUGGUCCACAGCGGGGAGAAGCCGCACGAGUGUGCCGUCUGCGGGAAGGCCUUCCAGUUCAAGCACUGCCUCACCCUCCACAGCCGAACGCACACCGGGGAGAGGCCCUACGAGUGCGCCGAGUGCGGGAGGGCCUUCAGCGGGAGUUCGGACCUCACCAAACACGCGAGAAUCCACACCGGGGAGCGGCCCUACGCGUGCGGCGCGUGCGGGAGGGCCUUCAGCCGGAGCUCGGACCUCAGCAAGCACAUGAGGACGCACGCGCGGGAGCGAGGCGGUGGCUGCCCUCAGUGUGGCCAAGCCUUCAGCAGCCAGGCGGAGCUCACCCGGCACAGGAGGACCCACGCUCCGGAGAAGCCCUACCCCUGUAGGGAGUGCGGGCGCGCCUUCCGGCACAACUGCAGGCGCCGGGCUCAUGAACGCGCGCACAGCGGGGAGAAGCCGUUCCCGUGCGCGCACUGCGGGAAGACCUUCCAGGACCGGCACUGCCUCACCAUCCACCAGCGGGUGCACACCGGAGAGAAGCCGUUCGCCUGCUCCCAGUGUGGGAGAGCCUUCCGCGGGAAGUCCAACCUGACCAACCACCAGAGAAUCCACACCGGGGAGAAACCGUACGCGUGCGCGGCGUGUGGGAAGGCCUUUCAUCACAGCUCCGUCCUGACGCAGCACAGGCGGAUCCACAGCGGGGAGAAGCCCUACCCCUGCAGCGAGUGCGGCACGUGUUUCCGCCAGCGCUCGGCUCUUGUCGGGCACCAGCGGGUUCACACGGGGGAGAAACCCUAUGAGUGUGAGCAGUGUGGAAAAGCUUUCAGAGUGAGCGCAAACCUCACAGGACAUAAGAAAAGAAGGCACAGAGGAGGGAGAGCCCACACACUUGAUGAGAGUGGGAAGGCCCUCUCCCCAGGACCCGUCCGACCUUCCCAGUAG